AUGUCGCAGGACAAGCCAUUACCAUUCGUGUACACCUUCGCCGCAGGUGCCGUUGCUGGCAUCUCGGAGAUUUUGACCAUGUACAACACCCCGCUUCGGUCUGUCGCACAACUACAGACGGGCAAGGGAACUGGCGCAGAUUCUUACAAUGGUAUGCUGGACUGCUUCCAGAAGAUAGUUCGAAAUGAAGGGUUCUCGAGAUUAUACAGAGGUAUCACCGCCCCCAUUUUGAUGGAAGCUCCAAAGCGUGCCACCAAGUUCGCCGCCAACGAUGAGUGGGGCAAGUUCUAUCGCAAAGCCUUCGGCGCCGAGAAGAUGAACCAGUCGCUUUCCAUCUUAACUGGUGCGUCUGCUGGAGCUACUGAAUCCUUUGUCGUUGUGCCUUUCGAAUUGGUCAAGAUUCGGCUACAGGACAAGGCAUCAGCCGGCAAAUACAACGGCAUGAUUGAUGUCGUUGCCAAGACUAUCAAGAAUGAAGGUAUUCUAGCCAUGUACAAUGGUCUCGAAAGUACUAUGUGGAGGCACAUACUCUGGAAUGCCGGUUACUUCGGCUGUAUUUUCCAGGUUAAGGAGCUCCUACCGAAAGCCGAAUCCAAGCAAGGCGAGAUUCUCAACGGCCUCAUCUCGGGCUCCGUUGGCGGAACUGUCGGUACGAUCAUUAACACACCAAUGGAUGUGGUCAAGUCGCGCAUCCAAAACAGCCCCAAGAUCGCCGGGACAGUGCCCAAGUACAACUGGGCUUGGCCUGCUUGCGCGACCGUGAUGAAGGAAGAAGGCUUCGGUGCUCUAUACAAGGGUUUCUUGCCCAAGGUCCUAAGACUUGGACCUGGUGGAGGUAUCCUCCUAGUCGUGUUCACAGGCAUGAUGGAUUUCUUCCGAUCGAUGAAGGGAAUAUAG
Messenger RNA from Annulohypoxylon truncatum, 897 nucleotides. Its product is annotated as mitochondrial 2-oxodicarboxylate carrier 1. Bases 1 to 897 code for a protein of 298 amino acids. Gene Ontology annotation, biological process: transmembrane transport. The transcript is spliced from 6 exons. Lineage: Eukaryota; Fungi; Ascomycota; Sordariomycetes; Xylariales; Hypoxylaceae. The record is from RefSeq and is a predicted model, not a curated record.